AUGGCCAAGAAACCGCCCUCCAAGCACUCCCGCGCCGCCCGCCGCGCCACCUCCCCCUCCAUCAACACGGACAAGUCCCUCAAGAACGUGCAGGCGCCGGCCCCCUCGACCGACCACCGCCCCUCCAUCCUGGGCCUCCACCAGGCCGCGGGCGUGACCAAGAAGACGCGCAAGCAAGGGCGCAAGGCCGCGCCCUCGGCCCGCGCCCGCCGGCGCGCCGACAGGGGCGCCGACCGCGCGGAGCAGAUCAUGGACCGCACGCAGGCGAAGGUGCAGCGCAGCAAGGCCGCCAGCCGCGCGAUACAGAGCCGCUCCCGGGGGUGGGACGAGAUCAACGGGGAGGUCGACGCCGCGGCCGCGGCGGCCGAGGCGGUCGAGUCGGCGAGCAGGGCUAAGCGGCGGGACGCCGGCGCGCAGAGGGUGCAGAGGGCGAGGGACGCGGAGCAGGAGGCCGUGGACCGGUUCUAUGCCGACACGGACGAGGAGAUGGAUGAGGUCGCGGAGGAGGAUGGCAAGGCCGCCGAGGGUGUCAGGAAUGGGACCGUUGUCGGGCCCGAUGCGGACGACGGUGAUGAUCUGUGA
Thyridium curvatum is the source of this 582-nucleotide messenger RNA. RefSeq lists its product as uncharacterized. Bases 1 to 582 code for a protein of 193 amino acids. Gene Ontology annotation, cellular component: preribosome, large subunit precursor; nucleolus. Gene Ontology annotation, biological process: ribosomal large subunit export from nucleus. The record is from RefSeq and is a predicted model, not a curated record. The transcript is spliced from 2 exons. NCBI's taxonomy places the organism in Eukaryota, Fungi, Ascomycota, Sordariomycetes, Thyridiales, Thyridiaceae.